This is a messenger RNA of Aspergillus nidulans FGSC A4, 327 nucleotides long. RefSeq lists its product as uncharacterized. The record is from RefSeq and is a predicted model, not a curated record. The transcript is spliced from 2 exons. Bases 1 to 327 code for a protein of 108 amino acids. NCBI's taxonomy places the organism in Eukaryota, Fungi, Ascomycota, Eurotiomycetes, Eurotiales, Aspergillaceae.
AUGGGCCUUUUCAAAAUCCUCGCACCAUGCACCCCGGCCUUAGCUGCGGCUCCUGAGUUCCAGCAAGAGGAUAUCAUCACCCGUGAUGGCUGCAUCUUGAGAGGCGGUGCCACCGGUUCCUACGCUGCCAUGCAGCUGGUUGAACGAGGGCACUCAAUGGCGGUCCUGGACGAUCUCAGGCGCAUGGGCGAUGCCGGCACUUACCUGAUUAACAAGAAGCCCGAGUACGUCGCAUUCGAUUCGCGUUGGCCGGCCUCGAUCAUGGCCCCCCAGAAGAUCUCAGCUUUGGAGCUAUACCCGCUCCAUCGUCGACGUGAUGACGGCUGA